CAUUGAGAUAAAUUUUUGGAGAAACAAUUAUUGUUAAAAAUCGGGGGACUUGAAAAAAUAUGACUGCGAUUAUUUUUUGCGGGAAAAACAGUUACAGCACUUAAGAUUCUUCCACUCGACUCAUCCUCUUCAAGAAAAUUAAUCAAACAUCGGAACAUCUACCGCCAGCAUCGCAUAUUCUCCCAUCAGAAGUAUUCUCUUCACUCUGAUAACGAUUUACGAGCAUCUCCCCCUCAUCCAUAUCGAUUUUCACUCCCGAAAAACUCUCGGAAUAUCGCAAUUAUAACGUCCUUAUAACAUCACCCCUCCCACAUCAUCGGCCACUCACGAGUUUCAUUACAGAUUACGUCAAGUAGUUUUCCCAGGCUGCAGUCCGGCGGAAAGUUUAUAAUUAAUAGAUCUCAUUAAACUCCCAAAACUAAAAUUAAAUUCCGAUACGGAAGACUGAAUAUUUUCAGAAUUAAUGUCUUAUCGCCCGCUGGGUGAUUACUGACUCAAUUAGCCUCUUUUCUGAUAAGAACUUGAACAUUACACGAAAUUCCGCUCCGGUCCAAAUAUCACCUUCGCUGAAUAAAAAUUCCAGUUGUGUUUAUCUGUUGAUAUCACUAUAGAAUUGUCAUGGAAAUCAUUCAAUGGUCCUCUCUAAUCAUUGAUCAAUCACAAGCCCAACGCGAAUUUCAAGCAAUUAAUUAAUCCGGAAUUUCCACUGAGUUCUUAACAAUUUUCAUAUUUUAUUACUCGGAAAUUCAAGAGUCAUUUUCGGGGGUGUCUGCAAUUGCACUUCACACCCGAACUAUUCACUAUUUUCACCUCAUAAUCUCAACAUUCUCAGUUUUAACUUGUGAUCCGUUGAUCGAUGCGUUACACCCGUUACACCGACGUUACAGCCCUUUCCACACUCCACUCGCGCGUAUUCUUAAAUAUCAAGCUCGUGUGUACGUUUCAGCGGAUGAUUAUUUACACACGGUGUGUGCGUAAACGCCGGGCUUUUCAUUUAUUUACCCUAAAUUCUGGCUGCGUGCGUAGGUGCUAUACCUUCAGUUCCUAUUCAUACUCUUUAUUUCCUUUUUAUUUUCAGUCUACAACAUUCGUCUGGAGGGAGAAAAAAUUUGGAACAACUGAUAAAUUGCUCUUGUACUACACUGAGAUAAAAAUUCAAUAAUAAUCACAAUGCAAUAAAUUACUAAUUAAAAUAAAACAUUUGUCUCCAUAUGAUACCGUCAUUUUUGCCGAUACGUCGGCUCGUUUAAAAAUAUUAUUAUUUCUUUUUCAUGAAAUUUGAUUUUCCCUGUAAAUGCUACUGGUAAUUGUGCAAAUGAUUAUAUUGAGGCCAAGUACUGGGAAUUAUUAAAUUCACCCCACGUUAAAUUUAUCGACUUUUUAAAUUCGAGUGCUCGAGAGAAGCAGACGGAAGUGGAGAACGCGGAAAGUCAUUGGGUUACGAGCGAGGCAACUCCCGGCGGAGUUGGUUUUAUGACGAAAUUUUGGUGAAUCACUGCCACUACUUCCUGAAAUCAUCCUCGCAGGGAGAUUCAGCACUGCCAAGUCCCGACAGGUGUCAGCUUUGUCGCGAAAAAGUAGUGGUUGCCCAAGCGUUAGGGACGUAUUGAUUCGGUUUCCACUGCGGCCUGAGUAGCCGAGAUAUUUUAUCUCUAUUUUAUUUUCCCGGGGAAUCUGUUUUGCAUCGACGCACAAAUAUUAUUUCAAGUAAAAGUUGUUUGAAUCAACACAAAAUUCUCGAUUCCCCCGACAGCGAUUGUUUCAUUUAAAGAGUCAAUAUUUUUUUUAAAUGCAGGAGCACAACUGAGUGUUAAAAAUUAUGUGGACUUCCGGAAUUUCUCCCGAAAAUUUCUCUCUGCUAAUCGAUCAUAUAUUUUUUGGGGCCUAAUGAACGUCAGAGCGUUGGAGAGUAAAAUUAUCUGCGCAUGCAAUCAGCUUGAGAAAUGCAAAAGUUGUUGCGGGAGCGAAAAUUAACGCGCUCAUGGCGAAAAUCGUUGGGGAGGUGAACCGUGAACACCAUCUGCUCAUGAUUCUCCCGACGUCCUCUUUCCAUUUGAGAUUCAUUCAUUAACUAUUGAUGAAUACUCCAACCUCAUCAGAAAGGAAUUCCAAGUAAUUAAGUAGUGGAGAUCGUCUGGAAAAAUGAUCUCAUCAAGGAUUCAACUAUCACCCGAUAACAACUGCGUCGCGUGCCUGGUGGACACGCCUUCAUUAUGAAAAUGGUAAUUUAUACUAAAGAUAAACGGGGUACCAGCCGUGUGGUACAUGUUAUAACUGAAUAAUAAUAAUACAUUUAAUGUCACUCAAUUAACAAAAAGAAAAAAUAAAUAAAUAAAAAACAAAAGGGAAUGAAUUGCACAGCAAUGUUCACGUUUCUUGAACCUGACGGCUGUAGCCGAUAAAAUUUUGAUCACUUUAUCCUAAAAAUUAACUCAUUAUGAUGAAUGGAUCCGGUGGGGCAGAAAUGUCCAAGUCAACCGAUACAUUGUCAUCUCAAGAAGAUGAGAGCCCGUGGCCCUACGAUGUGACAGCUGAAGAGUCGGAAAAAAUCCGAGAAUCUCAGGCGUUUGCCAUCGCCCAAAAAAUCUCCCACGAGAUCAUCGAUGAGGCAAUCAAUAAGGGCUAUAGAAAAUUUUUAGCGGACCAGAGUUAUGCCUACGUGGUGCAUUGCAGCUAUCUUGCUUGGGUAGAAUUCUUCGAGAAAAUCAGUUCAUCUGAGGGUUUCAUCUUCAACUUUGGGCAGUCGGAAUUGCCAGUUAAGUCUGGAGCAUGCGAUACUUGCACGUGUAGAAAAGAUAACAGACCGAAAAGGGGAGAGGAACGUGAGGAGAGAAUUUCAGAAGUGAAAUAAAGACGGAGAAUUAGAUUUUUAACGGAAUAAUGAAGAUUUAGCGAUGUUAUUCACACGAGAUUAAUUAUUAUUAUUAAAUCUUCAUAUUAGCACUGUAUUUUUCGAUGUGAAAAUGAUUGGCUGCCAAAAUACAUGAUCAAAUGUCUCAUCUGAUACCAUUGAACACACACUAUUGCUUCACGUUCACCUAUAC
Diachasmimorpha longicaudata is the source of this 3044-nucleotide messenger RNA. RefSeq lists its product as uncharacterized. The transcript is spliced from 2 exons. NCBI's taxonomy places the organism in Eukaryota, Metazoa, Arthropoda, Insecta, Hymenoptera, Braconidae. The coding region runs from base 2438 to 2851 and encodes 137 amino acids. The record is from RefSeq and is a predicted model, not a curated record.